Messenger RNA from Lolium perenne, 552 nucleotides. RefSeq lists its product as uncharacterized. The record is from RefSeq and is a predicted model, not a curated record. Lineage: Eukaryota; Viridiplantae; Streptophyta; Magnoliopsida; Poales; Poaceae.
AUGCCCUUCGGGCUGAAAAACGCGGGAGCCACUUACCAGAAAAUGAUGCAGACGUGUCUCGCCACACAGAUUGGCAAGAACAUUCAAGUAUAUAUCGAAGAUGUCGUCAUCACAACAAAGACAGGGUCAUCCCUCACCGAUGACCUGCGUGAAACCUUCGACAACCUCAACAAGUUAAGCAAUGAUGAAGCCGACGUUUUGGCACACAUCGGCUCGCAGUGCCUGCCAAUCCCACCUGGUGUUUUCAGGGAGGAAAUCAGUGAAAGGUCAACCAAGGCAAAGAAAACACUGAAGCAGCCGAAGAAAAAGGAAAAGGCCAAGAAAGACUCGGGGGCUCCAGCAGCUCAAGAAACACAUAUAUCAGAUGAUGAGGAAGAACCAGAGGAAGUCAUGAUGAUUGAAGUUCCAUGGAUGCAGGUGUACGUAGCAUACAUCACAAGAAAAGAAAUACCCCAAGAUCCAGUGGAGGCACGAGGAGUUAUCAGACGAUCCAAGGCGUUUACUGUGGUUAAAGGAGAGCUAUAUAAACGAAGUAUAUCAGGAGUGUUGUAG